GUUCAUAAUGUAUUCGCAGGAAGACGGUGUUCCCCGAAGACCGAGCGCACAGCGCAGACUUCCGGCCGUUUGAGUGCGUUUGCACCCUAAUGAUUUAAAAGCGAUGGUCUCCUAUUGUGGCUUUUUAGGUAGGGACAGGCAGGCAGGCACAUAGGAAGUAGGAGCAGGGCUGCGAGCUUAUACCUCCCGCUUUUUAACCCUAACCCCACUUACAGCAUCAUCUCAACUGACGAUUGCAUUCCAAUCGCACCUUUUUAAAUGAAUCUUGUAAGAUUCAUGAACAGCAGAGUUCCGUCCAACAAACGAUACCAGCCGACUGAGUAUGAGCACGCGGCCAACUGCGCCACGCACGCGCUCUGGAUAAUUCCCAGCAUCCUCGGCAGCUCCCUUCUGUACUUCCUGUCUGACGAUGAAUGGGAGACCUUCUCCGCGUGGAUCUAUGGCAUCGGCCUGUCCGGCCUCUUUAUUGUGUCCACCGUGUUUCACACCAUCUCCUGGAAGAAGAGCCACCUUCGCGCCGUUGAGCACUGCUUCCACAUGUGCGAUAGAAUGGUGAUCUACUUUUUCAUUGCGGCCUCCUACGCCCCCUGGUUGAACCUGAGAGAGCUGGGCCCGUGGGCCUCUCACAUGCGCUGGAUUGUCUGGAUCAUGGCGUGUGUGGGCACUGCAUAUGUAUUCUUCUUCCAUGAGCGGUACAAGAUUGUGGAGCUGAUAUGUUAUACAGUAAUGGGUGUCUUCCCUGCACUGGUGAUCCUCUCAAUGGUUAACAGGGACGGCUUAUUCGAGCUGAUAGUGGGUGGGAUGUUCUACUGCCUGGGGAUGGUCUUCUUCAAAAGCGACGGCCUCAUACCUUUUGCCCAUGCUAUCUGGCAUCUGUUCGUGGCCAUCGGAGCUGGCAUCCAUUACUAUGCCAUCUGGAGGUACCUGUACAUGCCAGGGAGCAGCGAGAUGAAGACCUCCAGAUGACACACGCAGAGCAUGUGACCGCGACGCGGAAUGUGUCACUGGGGUUCGAGUGUCACCCACCCUCUAGCUGUGGGAACAUUGACCUCCUGGGAAGUUAUUAUUGGGCUUGAAACCAUUGUUCUCACUGUCUUCUUUCGAUUCCUGCAAAUUGAACAGUGUUUGCACAAAAUCUAAGAGAAUUUAAGUUUUUUUUUUUAGCACACUGCUUUAUAAAUUAGUAAUAUUGUUGUUUAUUCUUUUCUAUAGUGUUAGAAAAAGACGUAUUGCAGAAUACUGAAGGAAAAUGUUUUCAAUAUGACUGUAGUUCUCCAUGGAAUGGAGUUACAUAUUUACUGAUACAUUUCAUACUGGACAUUCACACAUUUGAGACUCCAGUAGGAUCUUCAGUAAAUUCAUUUGUAAGCUUUAUUAUUUCGAAACUUUAACCAGUCAGAGUAUUGCUUAACUAUCAAGCUUAGACAUGUGUACCACUGCUGUUUAUGUACAUUAAGUAUUUAUUUAGCACUAUAGACUUUUAUUGUCUUGAAUUCAGUGACAGGUUUCUGGGUCUUAAUCCAGAUGCUUUAUGAUGCUCACAUAUCAAGAGCAAGGAGAUGGGAUUGUUAUCAUUUUUUAAUCAAACAUGACUAAAUGUUAUGGUUAAAAAGGUUCACUGAUCAAACAGUUUAGUUUGCUCUCCAGGACUGUAAUUUUAUAUGCAGUAUAUUUGUGUUUUUUGAGUGGUGUUUUUCAUCUUUCUGCUCCUUUUAAAGCCCCAGCUACAUUAAUGUCAGUAUGCAGAUUCUGACAUUCGUGUUUUUAAAUAAUGCUUCUGGUAUCUUAAACCACAAAUAUCCAUGACCCAUAAUUGCAAAGUAUGCUUUUUUUAUUAUGCUAUAUGGCCAAAAUAUGUGGACGCGAGUUUGUCCAACAUCUCAUUCUAACACCAAGGGUGUUAAUGACGUUGGUAGAUCUUUUUUUUGCUAUAAUAGCUUCUGCUUUUCAUUAGAUGUUGGAACAUUGCUGGUGGGACUUGCCUGCCAUUCAGUAUUAUGUUUGGUGAUAAGGCAUCUUUCUGUGUAGUGACUGAACCUGCUGCCCUUUGCUUCCACUUCACAAUCACUUACUUCUCUUGUGGUUGACUAGGGCAGCCCCAGCAGGGCAGAAAUUUGGCAAACUUUUUACAAAGAUGAUGUCCUGUGAUGCUGCCAAGUUGAAAGUCAUUAACCUCUUCCAAAUGACAGCCCAUUUUGCCGCUGCUGUUUGUUGCUGGAGAUUGUAUAGCCUUGUGCUUAAUUACACAUCUGUGUCACAAAUGGCUGUGGCUUAAUUACCCAAUUCUUCUAAUCAGUAGGGGUGUUUGCAUAUGUUUGGCCAUAUAAUAUACUUAUUCUCAUGUAUAAUGAUGUAAUGAAUCUCCUGGACCUCAGCUACCCACAGCACUGUUCAGAUGUGAUUUUGGAGCACUGGGGGAAAUAGUGGCCAAGAAUUAGGGCCAAAGAGACAAGAUUUUUGUAGUUUUAAAAGUCAGUGACUGGAAGUAAUCACAACAAUGAAGCGUUAAAGAAUUUAAACAGAACGAUCUGAUUUACUUUAGGUUUUAAAGAACCUAAUUGAGUGCCCUAUAAAAGUGUCCUGGAGUAGCCAGAUUGUGACAUGAAAUUAUGAAAAAUCCACUGAAAACUUGAAAUCAUUCCAAGACCCCUUUGGGUCGGGCGGCACAUUGGCUUGUGCCAGCCUUUUACACUUAACUGUAUACAUUCCCAUGAGUCUGUGCACUAUGUUAAUUCUGGGCUUUUUGUGCCCAGUCUCAGAUCAGGAAUCAUCUCUCUGUUUUCUAUAUGUGUGGUCAUUCUGAGUGAUAUUUGCAGUGUAACUCUGGAUAAACUUUGAACUUUCAUUAUCUAGGGUGCAUAUAUAUCUGUACAGGAUUUUACCAUUAUCCAUUUUAAUCUAAUGUUAGUAUUUUCAAAAUAUUUAUUUGCCUUUCCAGUGUGGGUUCAGAUUUAUGCUGUUUUGCUUUGUUAUUUAUUUUUCUUCAUUUAAUAAGGAAUCCGGCUGAUGAGAUUUAUGUCUUCUAUAUACCAAUUUUGUCAUGUUUCUAGCUUAUUAUUUCAAAGGAUUAAUAUUAUAUAGUAUUAUCGUAAUAGUUGGACAUGAUGAUAAACAAAUCGAACUCUCUACAUAUUUUUUGUGCAAUAUUAGGAUUUACCAAGUAUCAAUACACUGUAAAAACCAAAGGUGAAUCGAUUUUCUGAUUAGGAGUUCUGUUAAACAUUGCAGUGCAACUUUUCAUUAACUCACCCCAAAGACUGUAUAUGAUAAGCAGUUUCUUAAAUUGUAUUUACUUUCCAAAAUUGUGGUUAGUGAUAAAAUACUGCUUCACUGUUUGCGUCAGUUUUGCAGAGUCCUAUAGUGAUAUAAGUACAGAGUAUGAUUUAUUGUGGGUUAGUUAUUCUCUUCCUGUAAUGACAUGGUAUUCGACUCAUUUUAGUACUUUAAUAUUUUAUUUUAAGACCUGUUUCAAGCAAGAAAAGCAUUGCUUUGAUAAGAUUAGGUUAGUGUUAAUCUGUUUUGGAUUAGACAUUUUAAUUAAUGUAUAUGAAUCUUUUUUGUUAGACCUGCAUUGUAAAUCCUGUGUUCCUGGAUCAAAAAAACUGCAAUGAAAUGCAUCAUCUUUGGUCAUCGAAGGCAGAGCCAGACAUGGAGUUAUUCUCUUUAAGUUGUAACAGAUUUUCUUUGUCGAAUGUCACAGGUGCUGUUGGCAGUUAGGUGGGGGGUGAAUAUUAUUUCUUACUCACAGAUGUCUGAUUGAUAAUUCAUACUCCUGGUUUCCUCGGUGCAACAUAGAAGUAAUGUAAUAUGUACUUAAACUUUGUAACUGUAUAAAGUCAAAAAAUACAGUGGUACCUCAGAACUCGAAUUUAAUCCGUUUAGAACUCCGGAUCGAAUCCUAAAAAGUUCAAGUCGUGAUCGAAUUUUCCCCAUAAGAAAUAAUG
Molecule: messenger RNA, 3944 nt
Organism: Paramormyrops kingsleyae
Lineage: Eukaryota; Metazoa; Chordata; Actinopteri; Osteoglossiformes; Mormyridae
Product: monocyte to macrophage differentiation factor 2
Cellular component (GO): membrane
Molecular function (GO): pore-forming activity
Source: RefSeq, a predicted model, not a curated record